AUGAUUGGCGAGCGACAACAUAAUUUACAAGACACAAAUUUCCUUACAAGCAAGGCUUUUUCUCCUUCUUCUUCUCUUUCCUCUUCUAUACAAUUACCUUCAACAUCUAUUUCAAAAAUAAUUACAGAAUCAUCAUCAUCAUCAUCAUCAGAACAAGAUUGUGAACAAACUGAAUCUAUAAGAAAAUCGCCAUCUGAUUCUAAAAUGUCUACACCACAUUAUCAAUCAUCUAUUGAUUUAAUGGCAUCAUCAUUAAAAUGUGAUGAUUGUCAAACAAAUGAUGGUCUUUUUCAAUGUUGUCAUUGUAAUCAACGUUUAUGUAUACGAUGUUGUAACAAACAUUAUAAAAAUGUAACAAUUGAACUUGAACGUUUACAUGAAUUAAGUGAUCGCCUUGUAGCAAAAAUCGUUCAUACAAAAAAUGAUCUUGAACGACAAAAAAAUGAAACACUUGAACAAUGUCAUAAAUGGCGUAUUGAUACUAUCAAUACAAUCAAUAAAGCACAUGCACUUAUUGUACAAACAAUUCAUGAUGAAUAUGAAACACUUGGAAAAGAAUAUGAAUUAUUUGUUCAAAAAGAAAUGCAAUAUAUACAUAUGGAUCAAAAUGAAUUAAUUCGUAUGAAAAAAGGAAAUCUUGGUACAGUUUUAUCAUCAUCAUCAUCUAAUUCAAAAAUAGAUUCAACCAAUUCAAUUGAUACAAUACGAAAACGUAUUGAAACAUUUGCAAAAAAUAUUGAUGAAACAGGAAAAUUUUUAUUUCAAGUUAAAUUACCUAAAUUUGAUAUUGAUGAUAGUCUUCGAGUUGAAUCACGUUUUGGUGAUGCAACGCGUAGUACAAGUGCAACAUGGCAAAAUGGAGGUGAUAUACUAUCUCCAUCAUCUAUUGAUCGACCUAUUCAAGAAGAUGAAUCGUUCAUCGAUGUUCAAUCAACUGAAACAGAUGCAUCAUUAGAUAAUAAUAACAAUGAUAAAAUAAUCCAUACGAAUGAUGACAUUGAAAAAGUAUCAGAUAAGAUAGAUGAACAGCAAUCUGAUAUUGAAUCUCGAACAACAAAUUCAUCUUCUUUAUAUUCUUCUUCAAAAAUUGAAACAAAUAAUAGUAAGUCAACAUUAUCUCCAUCAUCACGUUAUGCUCUAUCGGUUGAAAAUGAUAUUGAACUUCAACAACAACGAUUUUAUUCACCAAGUUUUCGUGAUAAUCGUUAUGAUAGUGCAUAUGGAACAGCUCCAUCUUCACCAAAUAGUUCACAACAAAAUCAUCCUAAUCAUUAUUUUUCAACAUCAUCACUUAAUGAACAACCAUCUAAAAAAUAUUCUCAUCCAUCAAGUAAUGAAUUUGGUUCAUUUUACAACAACCGUCGACAUACACACGCAUUUCAUCGAACAUCUUCACCUCUACCAUCAUCAUCGUCGACCUUUCAUAAUAAUAAUAAUAAUAAUAGUAAUAAUGAUAAUGAAGACACAUACCGUAGUGUACAGCAUGUUCAAUUAAAACGAGAACAAGAUGGUUCACUCGAAGGUAUAGCUAUUCAAAUCGAACAAAGUUAUAACACAGAUGGAAAGAUAGAUAGACGUCGAACUUCUAUGCAAGCAUGUGGAGUACGACGACGAACUAAUAUUUUAUCCUCCAGAUCUCCAUCCUCAUCAACAUCAGCAUCCAAUACAGGCCGGUUUUCUUAUGAUCAACCUUGGCUUUAUUGUCGGACUAAUUCAACUCCUUCGUUUACUCAAUAG
Molecule: messenger RNA, 1737 nt
Organism: Rotaria sordida
Lineage: Eukaryota; Metazoa; Rotifera; Eurotatoria; Philodinida; Philodinidae
Source: the annotation of a GenBank genome assembly